This is a messenger RNA of Equus caballus (horse), 2879 nucleotides long. It is a transcript of the gene TTC16, whose product is annotated as tetratricopeptide repeat domain 16. NCBI's taxonomy places the organism in Eukaryota, Metazoa, Chordata, Mammalia, Perissodactyla, Equidae. Gene Ontology annotation, molecular function: protein binding. The record is from RefSeq and is a predicted model, not a curated record.
GGAUUCCGGGGGCGUGGCCAGAGGGGCGGAGCCUCUGGGCGUCCUGGAGAUGGUGCCUAGCAACGUUAAGGGUGAGGCCCGCGAGGGAGCCGGCUCAAGCCCGGUGGUCCUCCUGGAAGGGGCCUCAUGACAGACUCCGAAGAGGAUGCCCUGGAGCUUGACCAGGCUCCCUCACAAUGCAUCCCAAAGCCAUGGGUGUUUCCAGUCCCAAAGGGGACCGCACAGCGCAUCUUUGGGACCAGCCAGGUGUUCCAGAACUUUGAACGUAUAAAACCAAAGGUCAUGGGGUUAACAGUGCCCCUCAAAGUCAGGGAACACUACUAUCGUGGCCAGAGGUGCUUGGAGCAAGAAGACUGGGAGAUGGCCGUGCUGUUCUUCUCCCGUGCCCUCCACCUGGACCCGAGGCUGGUAGACUUCUACGCCUUAAGAGCCGAGGCCUACAUCCAACUCGGUGACUUCUCCUCGGCCAUCCAGAACCUGCGAAGGGCCAUCUCCUUCCAGCCGGAAAACACCGACUACCUGGAGCGCCUCUCCUUUGUGCUUUACCUGCAGGGCCAGUGCCUGUUUGAGCAGUGCUCCUUCCGGGAUGCCCUGAACGUCUUCUCGCAAGCCUCUGAGCUCCAGCCAGAGAAGCCCUGCUUCCGUUACCGAUGCAUGGCCUGUCUCCUGGCCCUCAAACGGCAUGCUGACUGCCUCUCACUCGUCACCAAGGAAGUGAAGAAUGGCACGACCAAUCCCGAUAUCUACAUCUUCCGGGCCAGGCUCUACAAUUUCUUUGAGAAGCCCAACCUCUGCUAUCGAGACCUGCACAGAGCCUUGCUACUGGAUCCCAAGCACCCACAGGCCAAGGUGCUGCUCAAGAUGAUGGUGGACCAGGCCCAGAAGGCACGUCAAGAUGCUGGCAUCCUAGCUGUGCAGGGCAAGCUGCAGAAUUCGCUGAAACACAUCAACUGUGCCAUUGAGAACAACCCUCUGGACCCCAGCUUCUUCCUCUUCCGAGGGACCUUGUACCGCCGGCUCCGGGAGUUUGAUGGGGCGGUGGAGGACUUCCUGAAGGCGCUGGACAUGCUGACGAAGUGCCAGGAGAACUUGGUGCAGCAGGCGCAGCGCCAGCUGCUGCUGGCCUACAACGACUUCGCCGUGCACUGCUACAUGCACGGCGCCUACCAGGAGGGCGUGCUGCUGCUCAACAAGGCCCUCAAGGACGAGCAGCAGGAGAAGGGCCUCUACAUCAACCGCGGCGAUUGCUUCUUCCAGCUGGGCAACCUGUCCUUUGCUGAGGCGGACUACCAGCAGGCGCUGGCGCUGAGCCCGCAGGAUGAGGGCGCCAACCUGCGCAUGGGCCUGCUGCAGGAGAAGAUGGGCUUCUGCGAGCAGAGGAGCAGGCAGUUCCAUAAGGCAGAGAACCACUUCUCAAUGGCCAUCCAGCACAACCCCAAGAGGGCCCAGUAUUACCUGCAUCGCGCCAGGAGCCGGCAACUCCUGCAGAACAUUUUUGGGGCCCGCCAGGAUGUUGCCACUGUCCUCAUCCUCAACCCCAAGCAACCGAAGCUGCUCCCACUGGUAACCAACCUCUUCCCGGGCAUGUCAGUGGAGGAGGUGCUUUGCAGCCAGAUGGCCCACCUGGCCAGGUUGCAGCUGGACCGGGUGAUUCUGAGCAGCCCAGGGACCAGCAUCCCUCAGCGCAUCAUGGGGCAGCUCAGGGAGCGGGAACUGGAGCGCCAGAAGGCCCGGGCCCUGCAGCUCUCAUGGAAGCUGCAACAGCCUUUGUCUAAGACCCCCAAAGAGCUGGAGGCCACUCCCCACGUCGUGUGGGCAGAGCUAGAACACUCGGAGGAAGAGGUCAGCGUCCCCAAGGAGGAGGAAGAAAAGGAGGAGAAGCCAGAGCCCGCCCCCAGCAGGGUAAGGUCCCUGUCCAACAGCUGCCUCGACCAGACGUCGCCGGGCUCCAUCUUGGGCUUCAGGACCCCGUCCAUCUCAGAGACAGAGACCUCUACUAUCUGCCAGGAAUACAGGAGCACCUCGGCCACUACUGUGACAUUCUCUGACUCCUCGGUGCUUAAGACUCAAUCCUCAGACUUGGAGAACAACUGCGGAGAUCUAAGCCUGAACCGCAGCCCCAGAAAAAACAAGACUGCUCAGGGUCAGAGCCGGAGGCCCAGCAAGACGGAGGCCAAUCAGAGCCAGAGCUGGAGGCCCAGCAAGACGGAGGCCAAUCAGAGCCAGAGCUGGAGGCCCAGCAAGACAGAGGCCUCUCAGCACCGGGGCCGGAGGCCCAGCAAGACGGAGGCCUCGCAGGGCCAGAGCCGGAGGCCCAGCAAGACGGAGGCCGCGCAGGGCCAGAGCCGGAGGCCCAGCAAGACGGAGGCCUCGCAGGGCCAGAGCCGGAGGCCCAGCAAGACGGAGGCCGCGCAGGGCCAGAGCCGGAGGCCCAGCAAGACGGAGGCCAGUCAGAGCCAGAGCCGGAGACCCAGCAAGAUGGAGGCCACGCAGGGCCAGAGCAGGAGGCCCAGCAAGACGGAGGCCACGCAGGGCCAGAGCCGGAGGCCCAGCAAAAUGGAGGCUGCCCAGGGCCAGUGCCAGAGGCCCAGCAAGUCCCAGGUCACCUCGGGACUGAGCCCGAGUCUCAGCAAAAUCCAGGCUGUCCAGGGCCCGGGCCAAGACCCCUGUCCCGGCAGGUAGGCUGCUCUCCGAAGGGCCACUGAGGCCCCUCCCUGCCUGCUGGGGAUGGGAGAGAUUCCACCCUCACACACUGGCACUCAGCGAAGCUGCUUCCUUCAGGAGCAAUUAGAAACUGCAGCCAGCAUUCCUCUGGUCCCAUGGCUAAGUUUAUUGUAUUUGUCUUCUUCUUUUACAAAAUUAAAAACUUUAAAAACGAA